GUUUACCUUGCCACUGUUGAUAAGUUUUCUAGUCAUUAGUGAUGUCUUUAAGAAAGUUCCUCCCAGUAGCCUCUCUCUUUGGGCUGGCAACAGCUCAAAGUGAUUCAUACGUCAAUCAAACUGCAUGUAAUGGAAAAACAUAUACAUAUCAGGCACUAGGAGGCUAUGGAUAUAUUCCAGGUACCGCACGUGAUAAAUUCGGGGACACAAUUGGUGGAAUUGGGAGUGCAAUUGCGAUGGAUAGAAAGAAUUGGGAGAAGCUAGAUAAUGGAAGUUACACUGGAGUUCUGUGGGCCUUACCGGAUAGGGGAUGGAAUACAGAAGGCACCCUAAACUUUCAAGCACGGGUUCAUAAAUUUGAUAUCAUCUUCACACCAGCGUCUAAUGCGACUGUGAAAAAUCCUUCGGGAAAUAAUUUGUGGUUCGUAUAUAAUGACACGGUUCUGUUUUAUGGGCCGGAUGGGACGCCAACGACAGGACUGGACGCGGACGGAUCGGGUCAUUUGAGCUAUGCGGGGUUUCCCGAUUUGCCCGUGGCGACGUAUACGGGUGAUGGAUUCGGGGGAAGCGGGACGGGAGGGAAGAGAGUAUCGAUUGAUUCUGAGGGGUUGGUGUUGGAUGGAGCUGGUGGCUGGUGGGUUAGUGAUGAAUAUGGCCCUUAUAUCUACCACUUUAACUCCACCGGUACAAUGGUCGCCGCCAUCCGACCACCAGAUGCCUUCAUUCCCAUGCGUAAUGGCAGCGAAUCUUUCUCCGCUGACUCUCCCUACUACUACUCUGAUCAAGGUUCUGGCGAUGACGUCUCACCUGCCGAUAAUCCUACUGGUAGAGAUAAUAACCAUGGAUUUGAAGGUCUCAGUAUAUCCUCCGAUGGAAAAACUCUCUACACACUUCUCCAAGCAGCAAAUAAUCAAGAAGGAGGUCUGAAGUCCCAGACAGAACGCUAUACCCGUUUUCUCUCAUACGAUAUUUCAGACCCGGGAAACCCAUUAUAUUUGAGUGAAUAUGUGGUUCCUCUUCCUCUCUGGACAGAUCCAACGGCUAGCGCUAGCAAGAAUCCAAAGACAGCUGCGCAGUCUGAAAUUCAUGCCUUGCCUAAUGGACAGUUCUUGAUUCUGGCUAGAGAUUCGGGGUCAGGGAAUGGACAGGACAGCACGGAGAGUAUAUAUAGACAGAUAGAUAUUUUCGAUAUUAGUAAUGCGACCGAUAUCAAGGGGACGAAAUAUGAUUGUGCUAGUUGUGCGAUUGCGAGCUCGAAGGGGGCUCUAGGGAGUGGGAUUAAGACGGCGACGUAUUGUGGAUGGUUAGAUAUUAAUGAUAAUGAGGAGUUGGAGAGGUUUGGAGUGCAUAAUGGGGGGGACACGAAUAGAGGAUUGUUGAACGAGAAGUGGGAGAGUAUUGCUGUGGUGCCUGUUGAUGGGAAGGAGGGCGCGGAUGGGGAAUGGUAUAUUUUUAGUCUGAGUGAUAACGAUUUUAUCACGCAGGAUGGGUAUUUGGAGGGAGGAAAGUUCGCGUAUAGUGAUGGGAGUAGGUAUGAUCUUGAUAACCAGGCAUUAGUGUUUAAGGUGAAGAUCCCGGUGGUUUGACUGAGAAGAAUGGGGGUUGAGAAGGGGGUUAGGAGACGGGUUUGAAGGAAGAGAGUGGCUUCUGGGGUCGAGUGAUCCGACAGAGUGUUGUUCAAAGGGAGAAAUAGAGGUAGCACUUCAUAAAAGCAACGAUUUCUUUUUAUUUGGUAAAGCAACGGACUAAUAAUGUACAUGGAAGAUAUUAGCUAUCUUCGGCCUAGUUUAAACA
Messenger RNA from Botrytis cinerea B05.10, 1794 nucleotides. RefSeq lists its product as hypothetical. The coding region runs from base 42 to 1586 and encodes 514 amino acids. Lineage: Eukaryota; Fungi; Ascomycota; Leotiomycetes; Helotiales; Sclerotiniaceae. The transcript has 4 exons. The record is from RefSeq and is a predicted model, not a curated record.